AUGGUCUUUGGAUCGUCGCUGUCCCUCGGUCUCAUAGCGUGCGCCUCCACAAUCGAGUAUCUGACGAUUGACAUCGCCGGCGGCUUCCUUGCCGAUAUCGAGGGCACCAUCACCUUCCUUAAACUUCGCUACUUCCGACUUUGCACCGACCCCCUAUUCGGAGCCCUCCUGCUCGGCAGGCUCGUUCUACCCUACGCACUGGACUUGCAUCUCGAGCAGGUCGAGUCCUGGAGAGCGCGCUUUACCGCAAAGCACCCGGGAAUAUACGAGGUCCCCUUCUGGCCUUCCGAGUAUGCCCCGGAAUAUUUCGACUGCGAAUGGAGGCGGCCGCAGACGUUUGCUCAAGAUCUAGCACAGCCCCAUCGCACCCGUAUGAUCCACUGCGCCCACCCGGCAGAUCACCCAGCGAGCCCAGGCGACCCUGCCGAGCCGCUUUGGCAUAGCUCAACGAGGGUGAUGGGGCUAGACGUACGAAUUGAUCCAAACACCGCGCCCUCCAGCCCGGCGGCAGCUCGGUUCCCUGAGCUGAUCAGCGUCACUUUGGCGGCGUCAGUUGAUGAACUUCGACCGGUUUUGGAGGACCCGGUGGGCAGGGAUGCCGCUGGGAGUUUGGAGCUCAGCGAUAAGCUCAGCGCAAGGCGAUCCCUCACUUUUAGGGACAAUCAACUGCACGGGCCAGACCGCGAGCGCGACUUCAAUAGUCAGUAUCCGAAGGCCUUGUACGAUGCGGUCCAAUACGUGCUUGGCCUAGUCCCCGACGCGUGGGCGCCCACCUCCGAACAGCGAGUCAAGGAGUUUGUGUUCGCGAAGGAUAGCUGGCUUCCAGAUCGCUCUUUGGGAUACCAGCACAUCCUAGGGAGAUUCACCUCUCUAAGGGUGCUACAUUUCGACAGCCCUUUGCUUGCCCACGCAACGCGAUUCAAGCAGAACUUGGAGGGAUGCAUGGCCUUUGAGCAUCUCGAUGCCCUUGCGUUAGCUCUCAAUAUUGCAGGCACCGGCGGCGUUUAUCUUUGUCCAUUGUUGGAAAGUAUUCGUUUGCAGGCCCCGCUCAACAGGUUGCAGAGCUCGGUCGGUCAAGGCAACUGGGAUGAGAGGCUGAAUUCACCAGGUCGUCUUGCAUCUGGCGCUCGAAGAAUUCUGGUAACCUCUGUCUGA
This is a messenger RNA of Peniophora sp. CBMAI 1063, 1155 nucleotides long. NCBI's taxonomy places the organism in Eukaryota, Fungi, Basidiomycota, Agaricomycetes, Russulales, Peniophoraceae. The record is from the annotation of a GenBank genome assembly.